AUGCAAGGAAAAUAUCGUGGUUUAAAAAGUUAUAUACAAAACGAAAAUCCCAGAGCCCUUAAUGUGUGGUGUUUUGCUCAUAUUUUGAAUUUGGUCGUGGUUAAUGCUUGUGAAUCUAGUAUUCACACAAAACAAUUUUUUACCACUGUCCAAGCUCUGACUGUUUUUAUGUCUGCCAGGAAAAGAAAUGCAGAAUUCAUUGAUAAUCAAACAAAUUUAUAUCCUAAUGGUAAAAUGCUAAGAUUGAAAAAUCUAUCAACAACUCGAUGGUGUUCACAUGAUCGUGCCAUCAAUGUAAUAUAUCAUAAAUACCUUGCUGUUAUUAAAACUUUAGAAAGUUUGCUAAAAUGUGAAGAUACCACAACUGUUAUUCAAGCCAGAGGAUUAUAUCAUAGUGUUUCAUCUUUUGAGUUUAUUGCUGUUAUGAUUUUCAUGAGAAAAUUAUUUGCUGUCACGACACCAUUAUCAAAUUACCUUCAAUCACCCAGUUUGGAUUAUGUGGAAGCCCUAUGUUUGGUUGAUAGUGUUCAGAAUAGACUCAAGGUUCUAAGAUCAGAAGAACAGUUUUCAUUACUAAUCGAUGAAUCAAAAUCAUUUGCUAGUGCUAAUUACUUGGUUGUAACUGGCUUAAAAGAAAUUUGA
Macrosiphum euphorbiae (potato aphid) is the source of this 642-nucleotide messenger RNA. The record is from the annotation of a GenBank genome assembly. Lineage: Eukaryota; Metazoa; Arthropoda; Insecta; Hemiptera; Aphididae.